Sphaerodactylus townsendi is the source of this 1167-nucleotide messenger RNA. RefSeq names its product retinol binding protein 4 (gene RBP4). Lineage: Eukaryota; Metazoa; Chordata; Lepidosauria; Squamata; Sphaerodactylidae. The record is from RefSeq and is a predicted model, not a curated record. The transcript is spliced from 7 exons. Gene Ontology annotation, biological process: retinol transport. Gene Ontology annotation, molecular function: retinol transmembrane transporter activity; retinol binding. The coding region runs from base 135 to 758 and encodes 207 amino acids.
GCUGGGUUUACAAAAGAACAGCUUUUCCCUGCCAAAGCUAUAAAAACCUGUACUCAAUCUCUCUCUUUUGGUUUUUACUGCUUGGAUCUGCACUGCUCUUCAGCUGACAAGUUUCCUUGGAACAUAGGGGCACUAUGGCUCAUGCCAGGGGGCUCCUUUCCUGGCUAGUACUUGUGGCCGUGGUGUUGCUGGACAACAGAUGCCAAGCAGAACGGGACUGCCGCGUGAGCAGCUUCAAAGUCCAGCCAAACUUUGACCCAAACCAGUAUACAGGUGUAUGGUAUGCCAUGGCCAAGAAAGAUCCUGAAGGAUUGUUUCUUCAAGACAAUAUAGUAGCCAAUUUUUUUAUUAAUGAACAAGGAAAGAUGGCAGCUAGGGCCGUGGGCAGAGUGCGACUCUUCGGUCACUGGGAUUUAUGUGCUGACAUGUCUGGCUCCUUCAAUGAGACUGAGGAUUCUGCCAAGUUCAGGAUGAAAUAUUGGGGUGUGGCAGCCUAUCUCGACAGAGGAAAUGAUGAUCAUUGGAUAGUUGCAACCGAUUAUCAGACCUACGCUCUGCACUACAGCUGCCGUGCACUUAAUGAAGACGGCACUUGUGCUGACAGCUACUCUUUCGUCUUCUCUCGGGAUCCUCACGGGCUACCUCCAGAAGCACAAAAGAUUAUCCGACAGAAGCAGAAGGAGCUCUGCUUAGAAAGGCAAUACAGGACUAUUGUUCAUAAUGGAUACUGUGACAGCACAAUAUAUGGAACAAUCUAAUCUACGGAAACCACUUUGCAGUUGUAAAGUUUAUCAAAUUGACCUAGACAACAGAAAAAGACUCGUCUCCAUUCGUGUCUGAAGUGAACUGCGUUAUAUAAAACAGGAUUAACCACAGAAUUGGCAAAUGUGAAGGCCAUGAUCCAGAAGAAAACAGAUGGCAAAAUAGCCAAAUCGGGAUGAAAUUUCUGUACUAAAAUGAGGAGAAUGAAGAUGAUGAUUGGGCUCCACAUGACAAAGAACGAGAUCAUCAGAACAAAGAGAGUCCGCAACAGUUUGAAGUCUUGUCGGGAAACUUGGAUGUGGUUUCUCUUCGAAUAGGCCAUGCUGGCAUGUAAACGUCUUCUUGAUUUUUUCGUAAUCUGCAUUAAAACAUUAAGUCAACUUUUUAGUCUUAAUUUUAAAAAGA